GAAAGUCUGUUCAAACGCAGCUGGCGUCGGACACCCUUCGUCCCUUCCGUGGAAUACUAUCGCAAUCAUUUUCUUUGACUGCAACUCUCUCUCUCUCUGUACUUCGUAUAUUGUAUCAUCUGAUUUUAUUAUUGUUCGUGUAUUUACAGUUGUAUUUCUUUCGAAUUAAUGAAUCCAUAAGCCCUUUCAUUCGAAUCUCAAUCAAAAACCCCUAGAUCUGAUCUAACUUCAUCCAAGCUUUAUGUGAAACUGUGAUCCACCGAAUUUGAAGAAAUGCCGGUGGCAGCUUCCGCUAUAUACUUCUUGAAUCUCCGUGGCGAUGUCCUCAUCAAUCGCCUCUAUCGCGAUGACGUCGGGGGAAAUAUGGUGGAUGCUUUCCGAACGCACAUAAUGCAAACAAAAGAACUUGGUACAUGUCCUGUGCGGCAGAUUGGAGGGUGCUCUUUCUUUUACAUGAGAAUUAGCAAUGUCUACAUAGUCAUCGUCGUCAGUAGCAAUGCUAACGUGGCUUGUGCAUUCAAGUUUGUUGUUGAGGCAGUUGCAUUAUUCAAAUCUUAUUUCGGUGGAGCUUUUGAUGAAGAUGCUAUUCGCAAUAAUUUUGUUCUGAUCUAUGAGCUGUUGGACGAGAUCAUGGAUUUUGGUUAUCCUCAAAAUCUGUCGCCUGAAAUUUUGAAGCUUUACAUCACUCAGGAAGGUGUACGCUCACCGUUUUCGUCCAAGCCUGCAGAUAAACCAGUCCCCAAUGCAACUUUGCAAGUUACGGGUGCCGUUGGCUGGCGUAGGGAAGGCCUUGUUUAUAAAAAGAAUGAGGUGUUCCUGGACAUUGUGGAAAGUGUUAAUCUUCUUAUGUCUUCAAAAGGUAGUGUUCUGCGUUGCGACGUUACUGGGAAAGUUCUUAUGAAGUGCUUCCUUUCUGGAAUGCCUGAUCUGAAGUUGGGCUUAAAUGAUAAAAUUGGCCUCGAGAAAGAAUCGCAACUUAAGUCACGUCCCGCAAAGAGGUAG
This is a messenger RNA of Ilex paraguariensis (yerba mate), 1002 nucleotides long. NCBI's taxonomy places the organism in Eukaryota, Viridiplantae, Streptophyta, Magnoliopsida, Aquifoliales, Aquifoliaceae. The record is from the annotation of a GenBank genome assembly.